Molecule: messenger RNA, 756 nt
Organism: Xenopus laevis (African clawed frog)
Lineage: Eukaryota; Metazoa; Chordata; Amphibia; Anura; Pipidae
Gene: lyrm9.L
Product: LYR motif-containing protein 9
Exons: 3
Coding region: 305-538 (77 amino acids)
Source: RefSeq, a predicted model, not a curated record
UCCGUGGCCCUUCCCUACAUACAAACUCAUGUGUAAUAGAGUGGCUUUAUGUAGCUUUGCUCCUGAGCUCUACUCCCAUCAGCUCAGAGCUGAAUUGUACUCACAGCAGUGCAGCUCCAUUUGCUCAUAAAAUAGAACAUUUCUCUGCCCAAUGCCAUACCUCCCAACAUUUUGGAAGUAAAAAGAGGGACAACAUUUUUUUUUCGCAUGUAGUGUGGCGAAUAUUUUUGACCAUGACCAUUUUGCGGCCACACCCCCUAAUUACAAUGUUCAUUUUACAAAAUUUGGCAGAUCCAGAGUAAAAAUGCCACCAUUACCUGGUGCUGAGCUGGUACAUAGCCCUUUGCAACUCUACAGAUAUCUCCUUCGAUGUUGCAAGCUACUCCCUAGCAAAAGCCUUCAGCACUAUUACAGACACGCAGUGAAGCAGAGUUUCCGAGUUCAUGCAGAUGAAGAUGAUCCUGAGCGGAUACAGAAUAUUAUUAAGAGGGCCAUAGAAGAUGUUGAAUGGGUGCUAAAUAAAGUACGUUUCACAUAACUGAGAUCACUAAGUUAAAGUUUAUGAGCUGUAAAAUGGGGACCACAGGGGCUUGCCCAAGUUACGCUGCUGUAGAGCAACUUUUUAUAGUUAAUUUGACUCAACUCAAUGCAGCAUGACAUCAACUUUUUUUCAUUGCAUGGAAUCGUGUUCCUGUGCAACAUGUUGAACUGUGCUAGUAGAGCUGGAAUUUAUCAAUAAAACUCACUUAAUCCACA